CCAGAAGGACUCACAAUCUCCCCCGUCUUGGCAGCUGUAUCCGGUUGAUGCAUUUCUCUGCUCCCGCACGGGCAUCACGUGCAGAAAAACGGUGCCGCGAGUUACCUUUUAUAAAAACAAAAGUGUGUGUGUGUGUGUGUGUGUGUGUGUUUAGUACCACCCACAAUUGAUAAAUCUUAUGGGAAAUGAGACUUCCCCUUUUGGCUCAGCUAAAGAGAGGAGUCGUGCCGUUAACUGCCAUUGCUGCUUCACGAAAGCGGCGGCAGGGGACCCCGCACUCACGGUCCUAAAGCUUCUGCGCGCCACCAGAGAUCCGGCAGGCACCAUGGAAGAGGCCUACAUCCAACACAUUGAACUCCUGGGCUACGAGAAGAGGUUUUUCCCGAACCGGCACUACGUUUACGUGUUUCUGGUGAAAUGGCUGGAUCUGACCGAAAAAGUUGUAUACCGGAAGUUCACGGAGAUCUACGAAUUCCACAAAAGUCUGAAGGAAAUGUUUCCUAUUGAAUCAGGGGAUAUCAACAUCGAGAACAGAAUCAUCCCUCGCUUGCCUGCACCAGUGUGGUUUGAGAGCCAGAAAUAGACCGAAAGCCGUCAAGGCACGCUCUCUGAGUACUGCUCGGCCCUGGUUGAUCUGCCACGCAAGAUCUCCCGAUGUGCACACGUCCUCAACUUCUUCAAAGUCCGGCCCAGCGAUGUGAAUCCCCCAGUGCCAAGCCACACCAAGAAACCAGAAACCUUUCUAAUGCCAAAGGAUUGGAAGAAGGUCGCAGCAGACAUCACAGGGCCCAUCAUCCUGCAAACAUACCGGGCGAUCGCGGACUACAAAAAGAGCUCAAAGACGGAGAUGGAGUUCAAGACGGGCGACAUGGUGGACAUCGUGGAGAAAUGCGAAAGCGGUUGGUGGUUCUGUCAGCACAACAAUAAGCAUGGCUGGGUUCCAGCUUCUUACCUAGAACCGAUGGAUGGUCCAGAUGAGUCCGAAGAACAAGAGCCCAACUAUGCAGGUGAACUCCACGUGGUCCGGAAAGGCUACGCAGGCACCCAGGAAGAUGAGAUCAGACUGAAGGAAGGGGAAACCAUAGAAGUUAUCCAUAAAUUACUAGACGGAUGGUGGGUUGUCAGGAAGGAUGAGACCAUGGGUUAUUACCCUUCCAUGUACUUGCAGAAAUCGGGAGAAGUAAACAACACUCUCGAGAAAAAUUGGUUGCGGAAUAAAGGGGCCCCCCCGCGAAGAUCCACCAUCAAAAAUAUCAAGAGCAUUCACAACCAAAACUGCAAACAGAUCAGCCAGGAGACAUACCGGCGGAACAGCGUGAAAUACAUGCAAGGCAGGAAAAAAUUCGGGAGCAACUUUCUGAAGAAAGCCGGCAGCAUCACGGAGAAGGAUGAAACGGUGGAGGAGAUCCAAGCCAAAGCACAGCCUGCCAUCCCCCCGAGACCCAGCAAAGACCUGAUCCUGAACCACUGCUCAGAGAGCACCAAGAGGAAGGUCAAGUGAGGACGGAGCUGCAUCUUUGGCCUGGGAACAUCUCCGGAAUCCACUCACCAGCUUGGGACCUUUGAGUUUCGUUGCUCUGGGGACAGAUGCUUCCGGAACAUGGCAGCUCAUAUCCCCAGAAAUAUACUAGUACUAUUUAUAUACCACUUUUAUCUCCAGAAAUAUGCUAGUACUAUUUAUAUACUGCUUUUCAAGCAAGUUUCCAAAGCAGUUUACGUAGAGAAAUAAAGAAUAAAUGAGAUGGCUUAAUAAAAUACAUAAAUAUAAAUAUAUAUGACUUUUGCUCUUUGUAACUCCAUUAUGCGUCAGUACAAGACUUGCUGGGCACUCAGAAUUUGUCCUGGGUAGAACGUACCAGUCCUUUUGGAGUGUCUUCCCAUCAUGAAAACCUUGUGGACUAGUGACCUGGCUGUUUCUGUUAAUGUUGUAUGGAAUGCAUCAGUCCUUUGGGAGUGUCUUCCCUUCAUGAGAACCUUGUGGACUAGUGACCUGGCUGUUUCUAGUAAUGUUGUAUGGAAUGCAUCAGUCUUUUGGAGUGUCUUCCCAUCAUGAAAACCUUGUGGACUAGUGACCUGGCUGUUUCUAGUCAUGUUGUAUAGAAUGCAUCAGUCCUUUGGAGUGUCUUCCCAUCAUGAAAACCUUGUGGACUAGUGACCUGGCUGUUUCUAGUCAUGUUGUAUGGAAUGCAUCAGUCUUUUGGAGUGUCUUCCCAUCAUGAAAACCUUGUGGACUAGUGACUUGGCUGUUUCUAGUCAUGUUGUAUGGAAAGCAUCAGUCCUUUGGAGUGUCUUCCCAUCAUGAAAACCUUGUGGACUAGUGACCUGGCUAUUGCUAGUAAUGUCGCAUGGGCCUAAUGCCUACAGAGUGUUUGAUAUGUGCAAUGUCUGUGAAUAUCUUGAACUUUCAUGGCCUUAUGCAGGUGUUUCUUAAACCUGGUAGUGACAGAUGAUGUUGGGCUACAAAUCCUUGGGCUAAAGGAUGCCUCCCACCAAGAAAUAUUUGUAGAGAAGCUUCCUUAUGAUGUAUGUGGUACAUAACCGAUGUAUAAUAUUGUUUCUUUGGUCACAGGUGUCUUGGGUGAGUAUCUCCCAGUUGUUAUGUUUGGUAAAUAUGUCAAAUAAAUAACUCUAUAUGUGAAA
Hemicordylus capensis (graceful crag lizard) is the source of this 2640-nucleotide messenger RNA. RefSeq names its product neutrophil cytosolic factor 1 (gene NCF1). The record is from RefSeq and is a predicted model, not a curated record. The transcript is spliced from 11 exons. Gene Ontology annotation, biological process: superoxide anion generation; respiratory burst. Gene Ontology annotation, cellular component: cytoplasm; NADPH oxidase complex. NCBI's taxonomy places the organism in Eukaryota, Metazoa, Chordata, Lepidosauria, Squamata, Cordylidae. Gene Ontology annotation, molecular function: superoxide-generating NADPH oxidase activator activity; protein binding; phosphatidylinositol binding.